Molecule: messenger RNA, 423 nt
Organism: Penicillium odoratum
Lineage: Eukaryota; Fungi; Ascomycota; Eurotiomycetes; Eurotiales; Aspergillaceae
Product: 60S ribosomal protein uL14
Exons: 4
Coding region: 1-423 (140 amino acids)
Biological process (GO): translation
Cellular component (GO): cytosolic large ribosomal subunit; ribosome
Molecular function (GO): structural constituent of ribosome; large ribosomal subunit rRNA binding
Source: RefSeq, a predicted model, not a curated record
AUGUCUAAGAGAGGUCGUGGCGGUGCCGCCGGCAACAAGCUGAAGAUGACCCUCGGUCUGCCUGUUGGCGCCGUGAUGAACUGCUGCGACAACUCCGGUGCUCGCAACCUGUACAUCAUUGCCGUCGCCGGUACCGGUGCUCGUCUGAACCGUCUCCCGGCUGCCGGUGUCGGUGACAUGGUUAUGGCCACCGUCAAGAAGGGAAAGCCCGAGCUCCGUAAGAAGGUUAUGCCCGCCGUUGUCGUCCGCCAGAGCAAGCCCUGGCGCCGGGCUGACGGCAUCUACCUCUACUUCGAGGACAACGCUGGUGUUAUCGUCAACAACAAGGGUGAGAUGAAGGGUUCCGCCAUCACUGGUCCCGUCGGUAAGGAGGCUGCUGAGCUUUGGCCCCGUAUUGCCUCCAACGCCGGUGUUGUCAUGUAA